This is a messenger RNA of Emiliania huxleyi CCMP1516, 459 nucleotides long. RefSeq lists its product as hypothetical. Lineage: Eukaryota; Haptophyta; Isochrysidales; Noelaerhabdaceae. The record is from RefSeq and is a predicted model, not a curated record. Bases 1 to 459 code for a protein of 152 amino acids. The transcript is spliced from 2 exons.
AUGAGGCAUGCUCGUGUAAGAGGCGGCGAGGCGGGGCUGCGGCUGCAGGCGGCCUUCCCGCCAAAGGCACGCGACGCGGAGGCGUGCGGAACAUGGGGGGGCAGGGUAGUGGGCGGCGAUCGCCGCAUACCGUCCUAUGGCGGCGAGUAUCGCUACGCCAGGGAGGACAAGGACGUCGACGUGCGGCUGCUGCUGUUCGAGUCGUUCGGUGGGUUUGGGAAGGGGGUCGGCGAGAUCCUCUGCGGGGCGGCGAACGUGCUGCAGAACAAGCUGACGCGGGCCCAGUACCUCGAUGAGGUGACUUGGACCACCAAGAGCUGGCUGGGGCUGCAGAAGCAGCGCAUCUCAGUCGUUCUUCACACGGCCAUCGCAGAGCAGAUUGUGAAUGAGCUUGCCAGCGGCGAGGGCGGUCGAGUGCACGGAGCUAAGUGCCUCGCCGUCCUCGCGGGAGUCGCUUAG